This is a messenger RNA of Suillus bovinus, 1629 nucleotides long. RefSeq lists its product as uncharacterized. The record is from RefSeq and is a predicted model, not a curated record. The coding region runs from base 132 to 1460 and encodes 442 amino acids. The transcript is spliced from 7 exons. Lineage: Eukaryota; Fungi; Basidiomycota; Agaricomycetes; Boletales; Suillaceae.
CAUGAGUUAAUGCAGAACGGCAUCCCUACGCAAAGCUGGAUCUUUGUGGUCGAGUUUUCCUCGCUUGUUUCAUCUUCCGCCGUGCGGUUUGAUCUCUCGCAUGCACUCCUAAAAUCCUAUCGAUAUCAAACAUGAAGUCUACUCUGCUUUUCGCUCGUUAUAUUCUGUUCGGUCUUUUUGUUGUCUGUAAUGCCAUUAUAUGUAGUGUCGCUGUAUGGAAUCACAGCCUCGUUCAAGCUGCAGGAGGACAGACGGUGCAAGUCGAUGUCUAUCUCAUAUUCCUGGGCGCUUUUAGCCUGGCUCUUAUCUUUCUAAUUAUUUUUGCCGACUUACUCUGUACAAAUCCACUCUGUGCGCGGGUGUGGUUCGAGUGCACAUGGGUAGCAUUCGUCUGGCUCAUGCAAUUAGCUGGUGCGGCCGCCGUCACCGCAAUUGCACCGCAUAUCCAAUGCUCUGCCCGAGCCACCGCAGUGAAUGAUAAUUCCUGUUUAUCGACAAACAUUCUUGUAGCUUUUACUUGGAUCUGUACUGUUAUAUUGCUUCUUUAUCUGUCUCUUCUAUUCGUAACAGCGGUUACGACACAGUGGAUCGAUCCAGGUGUAUGGCAUCACAAUGUUCGUUAUCUCCGCAUUGACUCCGCUCGGCAACGCCUGCCUAGUGCCCAGAACCCACCGAUAACUCCACGUUUUGUCAAAGGACGCGGAACAUCGGAUAUCUAUAAACCUCGUUCGCUUCGCCCAGUUGCUCCGAAUCCGGUCUAUGGAUAUCGUGCUGGGCUUGGUCCUGAGUACGAGAUCGAACAUUAUCGCCCACAUGAGUCACAUCAUAUGCCCGUGGAUUCCGCCUCGUCCUUACCUCAAGCGAUACCUGCUCCCUCUGUAUCAUAUCCUUCCCCCGCUCGCAUCUACUCGCAAAGAAUUCGUGGUUUGAUUCCUCCGCAGAUGGAUAAUCCACCCUUAUCUUCUCGACUUAAUACGACCAUCGUCUAUUCGAAGCCGGCCCGAUCAUCAACAUCGGUGCACGAGGCGCGAGCAUCGUCCCCAUCUCCAUCACACCCAUCUUCACUGCCGUUUGACUGGCCGCGAGCAAAUUCUAUGGAACAACCUUUCAGGACAAAGAGGAAACCAGCACCCAGCAUCUCGCAUUCGGUCCAAUCAUCAACAUCGACGCAGGAUGUGCGAGAAUCGUCCCCAUCUCCAUCACCCCCAUCUUCAUCACCAUUUGAUUGGCCACGAGCGAAUGUUAUGGAGAAAUCAAUUAAGUCGAAGAGAAAGCCACCACCCAGCGCCUUUGAGUUUCCGAAGCGAAGCGCUCAGGUUCCGUCGGAGCUCCCUUCCAAUGCUUCUCCUGAUUCGUUGCCACAUCCCCGCACUAGACGGCCUUCUGGUCCUCGCCUGCGGCUACCAUCAGCCGACGAGACACAGCACCCUGCUCCUUAUUUAGCUCGUCCCGCAUAUUGAUAGAUAUAAGACGGCAGCUGACAGAAGCGUGAACUUUGAAGUCAAGUUAGAACUUAGGAAAUCGAGUAUAUCUAAACGAUACUUUCUCGAACACGAUAGCAUACUUUUGAGUUUUGUCAGCUGUCUUUAAAGUCUAAUAAAAGUUGGCCAAGAGAGGAAGUUGAAUAUC